Cutaneotrichosporon oleaginosum is the source of this 1006-nucleotide messenger RNA. RefSeq lists its product as uncharacterized. The record is from RefSeq and is a predicted model, not a curated record. NCBI's taxonomy places the organism in Eukaryota, Fungi, Basidiomycota, Tremellomycetes, Trichosporonales, Trichosporonaceae.
AUGGACGCCCCUUCCGCCCGCCGUAUCCUUUACAGGAGUCUACAGUUCUCCAUUUUGCCGUACCUCUUCCUCAACGCGACUCUCUGCAACCCUAGCUAUUGGACUGAGUACCGCGGUUGGGCGGAGGGUUUGCAGGGCAGCGCGGCCGCUCUUAUACUCUUUGCCUUCAUUCUGGUGUGCAUCGACCGGCCGCGAUGGGGAGAGUGGAUGCUGGUUGUAGGCGCACUGGCAUGCGGUAUUGUCGAAAGCGUCUACCUCUGGAUCCAUCGCGAGCGUGACUCGAUUCCAUACGCUGGGUAUCCAUUAUGGGUAGUGAUCGUCCAUCUUAUCAUCACGACCAUGUUUGGCUUCUCCGCCUUGGCCUAUCUUGUUCUCUCUCUUCUGAACAGUGAUGACGAAGGGCUCACAGGAGAUCGCGACAUCGUGCUCCCAGAAACCGUCCUGACUCCGCCGCCACGCGACGUGAUCGGCGGACAUCGUACCAUUCUCUACCGCUGGGCGGGGUACAUCGCUGCGGUGCAGGCAACUGUCACCGCCGUUCCUCUAGUUGGACUUGCUGCAACAAGCUGGCCGUGGUCACUUGUGCGCACACCCGCUGGCGUCGCGAGUGUCGUUAUCAGCAUCUUGCUAGCAUUCUUCAUUGUAACAUACGGCGCCUUCGCCGUGAUGCGGGGCCCAUGGUCAACUGCGACCCAGGACAAGUUCUACCUUCGCGCUAAGAUCGCUCUGCUUCUCUCUGUCGCCUUCACAACUUGUUUCGCGCCAUUGUCUUUCCCUCGCCCUCACGGGUACGGAGAUGAGGUCACGCCCAUCAAAUACUUUGUGUGGGCACUGGGCGUCGCAGGUGCUAUGGCAGUGCUAGUCAUGCUCGUGAUUAUCAUCCGCUUCGAGAGGCACCGAGGUGUAGCUCUCAUGGAUGACAGCGAUGACGCAACACUCGCCGACUAGGAGGGGCUUUGAAACUCAGCUAGGGCGAUACACAAUUCUGUGAUGCAGGGCUAGGUGC